CUCACACUCCUUUGACCUUUCUACCUCCCCACCCAAAAAAAAGCGGCAAUAUUUUCAGGAAAAAAAAAGAUUGUAAAUUAUACUUCAUAAUAAUUAUUCACAUAAUUAAAGUCACAAAUACAACUUUUACGUUCACAUUUCUUAAUUUUCUAGCUUCUUCCCCCCUAAAUUUUAGAAUUUUGAAACACAAUCUUUGCUUUACCUUUUCAUCUGGGGUAGAAAAAAAGAUAAAGAUACAAACUUUUUUUUCAAACUUUAAAAAUUUCUCAACUUUAUCAAAUUAAACAAUCUAAAAAAGUUGGAAAAAAGGGAGAAAAUUUAAGUGGGUAUUUGCAGAAAUGGCUGGUUAUAGAGCAGAAGAUGAUUAUGAUUAUCUCUUUAAAGUUGUUUUAAUUGGAGAUUCAGGUGUUGGGAAAUCUAAUUUACUUUCUAGAUUUACUAGAAAUGAGUUCAGUCUUGAGUCAAAAUCCACCAUUGGUGUUGAGUUUGCAACUCGGAGUUUGAAUGUUGAUGGCAAAGUUAUAAAAGCUCAGAUUUGGGACACUGCUGGACAAGAAAGGUAUCGGGCAAUCACCAGUGCUUACUACCGAGGAGCUGUGGGUGCACUUCUUGUGUACGAUGUCACUAGGCACGCUACAUUCGAGAACGUAGAGAGGUGGUUAAAAGAACUGAGGGAUCACACCGAUCCCAACAUCGUAGUCAUGCUUAUCGGGAACAAAUCAGACCUUCGUCACUUAGUUGCAGUUCAAAUGGAGGAUGGGAAAACAUUCGCUGAAAAGGAGUCUCUUUAUUUCAUGGAGACUUCUGCCCUCGAAGCAACCAACGUGGAGAACGCCUUUACAGAGGUUCUUACUCAGAUUUACCGAAUCGUCAGCAAGAAGGCCAUGGAAGCCGGUGAGGAUGCAAAUGGUUCCACGGUCCCUGCAGGCGAGAAGAUAGAUAUUGGCAAAGAAGUGUCGGACGUGAAGAAAGGUGGUUGCUGCUCCAGUUAAGGCGCCUCUCCACAAUUAGAUUUGACUAUUAGAUUGGUUAAGGAUCUGCAGCUGGGUUGUUAAUGCUGUACGGUUUUUUUUACACCAUGAUAUGUAUAAUUUCUUGAGAUCUUCCCAUCCUUAGAAGUUAGAGAAUUAUUUGGUUUACUUCAUUUCCCUCUCAUCCCCUUUUUUCAAAGAGUUUUCUGAGACAUCAUAUAUUCAUAUAUUCAAUGCAAUACGCAGGAAAUCUUGUUCAACA
Beta vulgaris subsp. vulgaris (sugar beet) is the source of this 1233-nucleotide messenger RNA. Its product is annotated as ras-related protein RIC2. The record is from RefSeq and is a predicted model, not a curated record. Lineage: Eukaryota; Viridiplantae; Streptophyta; Magnoliopsida; Caryophyllales; Amaranthaceae. Gene Ontology annotation, cellular component: endosome. Gene Ontology annotation, molecular function: GTP binding; GTPase activity. The transcript is spliced from 2 exons. Bases 339 to 992 code for a protein of 217 amino acids.